GCCCCGGCGAUUCGAAUUCGGGCGUUGCCGAGGGUUUGACCCGAGCGUCCCGACCUGAGUUUUGGCCACGCAAUCUUCUCCAGUCGCGCGCCAAAGCGCGCGCCUUUCUCGUCUUCCCACCAUGGGCUCCGUGCCAGACACGACGGACACUCCACCGCGUGCUGUUGUCGUUCUCGGCUCGGCGAUCGAGAGCCAAGGGGGCGUCAACGUGGACCAGGGCGAGCUUCCUCGCGCCAAGCAGGCUGGGUUUGGCGGACCCAGAGCUGCGAGGAAAAGUGGAUCUUCCGAUCCUUCGGGUUUCCAGAAGCAGUUCGCCAUGUUGGACAACACCCAGGCUGGCCAGGCGAACCUCGCGACGAAAGGCGACGCGGAGGGCACGCGCGCCGAGAUCUACGGCAAGAACAGCCGCAUCGACCAGCUCACUGAGCGGAUGGACAACCUCGGGCCCAGUCGCGCGAUUCUCUCUUGGACGCACAGACCAAGGCGAUCCCGGUCGUUUUGGACAGCAAGAUCGCCCCGAUUCAAAGCUCGAUGCCACGGCCCAAGGCUUCGCGUUCGUCUGGAUCGGCUUCCUCGCGCUCGUCGAGCACCCAGGCAUCAGCAUCGGUUUCGUCGGGCCCUCGCAAAGUGUGUGUCGGCGGUUUUCCUCGCGCCCCCUUUGGACGCGUCCUCGAGGCGCGCGGGCGUUCAGCGCUCGCAAAUCUCACUGCUGCCGCGCGUGGGCGCGCGGUCGUGAAGGGGCACAAAUUGCGCAAGAGCUACAGCAUCGCCAUCGCCGACGCGACCCAUGCCAACGACUUCAUCGAGCGGGCGCGGAACGACCCGCGCAGCAACCAGGCCAUGCCCUUGCGCGUUGGGAAGGGCGCCGCCGCCGACAUGAGAAGGUGGAACCAUGUGUUCGGUUACUUGUGGAAGCGCGUCCGCACUCACCUGAGCGGCGCCAACCAGCGGGCGCCCAACGUGCACCUUGGUUCGCAGGGCGUCAAGGGCACUCUCUACCUCAUCCAGGACGACGAUGCCCGCCUGCUCUUCUACAUGGAGGCUGGCGACCACGACCAGUUCACCAUCGCGCCGAACUCUGCUGAUCUAGAGCGCUUCGGUAUGACCCCCGACGUGAUCAGCCAAUGGAUCCAGGCUGCCCAGUAGGCGUGCCCCUUGCCAAUCCGAGCUCGCGUGGAUGACGGGCGCUCCAGUGCCACUCAGUACCUUUCACCCUGGCGAGGCUCUUGCUAGUGACCACGAUGAAGCGCAUCCUCUCAGACCACUGGCAGGAGCCAGCGGCCCCCGCAGGCGGCGUCGCCAGGUUUCAGCAUUGCCAAUUCGGGGCAGCUCGACCUCGAGCACCUCGUCUUCGUCUAGCGAUCCCUCUUCUUCCUUUGAACCUGCCAGCGACUCCGAGCAAUUCUCUCGGGGGUCACGUCCAUUUCUACUAACUGCCAAGGCGAGCAUUGUCUUGGAAGUGUUGUUCUCUCUUUGGGCUUCUAGGUUCUGGCACCCC
Messenger RNA from Prorocentrum cordatum, 1498 nucleotides. NCBI's taxonomy places the organism in Eukaryota, Dinophyceae, Prorocentrales, Prorocentraceae. The record is from the annotation of a GenBank genome assembly.